AAGACUAGAGGGAUGAUUCGCGACGCGAGAGCGUGUCCAUGACAACGUUGAAUGUUGGUCACGCCCUAAUGCUUCAUUGGGACCAACCCCAGCGUCAUGAAGCGUCGCGACGCCAACCAAUACGAUCGUGCGUCGUUCCGGGAGGCCGAGUUUCCUCCAUGCGAGGGAGCCCGCGCGUCACCAAAAGCUGCUUUUCUUUGGUAGGGGGCUAGAACGAUAUCGGGUCUCGAAUCUCCUUGGAUAUCACGCACCGAUACUCCCUAAACGACGACAAACCCUGCUGCCUCUCCGCCGGCUGGUCUUUCCACUAGUUUUCAUUGCGAUAUAUCGAACGAGGAAAUCAUCGGUUCGUUUUAAUUAAUCGACUUCGAGGUUACACGAUUUCGUCUCUUGUCAGAGAAACGGGCAUACCUGUUUACCAGUUGUCUUGUGGUUAUUUCAUCAGAAAGUAAUUGUAUUGCAGUUACAUUCUUGGAGUUUGAAGAAAGACGUUGAACUUCUUUGGAAAGUGAUACUUGUUCCUUAUUUUUUUGUUUCUUUUGGAUUCGAAAAGUGUUGAUAUUGAGAAAUUCUUUGAAGAUUUAUGCAUUGAACAGAAUCAGAGAAAGGAUUGAUGAAGAUAUACAGUGCUCGAGUGUGUUUUGAAGUGUUUGAAGCAUCUCAAAUAUGACAGCAAUGUGUAACUUUCAAAUAUUACAAGCGAGUAGGAUGUAAUUUAUACUUGGGAUAGAUCGAAUCACUAUCUCAAGAUUAUUCAGGAUUACAUCUUUGAAAUUCUUACGAAAAAUAAACGGAAAAAUGCAAUCGACCUGUCAACAGCAAGCUCAAGCACAUCCUGGUCAAAACGGUACCUCCGCAAGUCGGACAUCCUUUCUGAUCGAGGAUAUUCUCAGUCGUGGUAGCGUACCACCCCAUACCCAUCAUCAGCUUCAUCAUCAACAUCUUAGCUCGGCUCACGGCCAGCAGCAUCAGCAAUAUCAACAAUUCGCUAAUUUAUUACCUGGAUACCCGUCGGCGCCACCCACAGCUGCAUUUUUUCUGGGACCACUUUUUGGUAGCGCUGGUAUGGGGGUUGGCGUGGUACCAGGGGUCAGUGAACUUGCGGCCUUAAAACAUUGUCGACGACGAAAAGCACGAACGGUGUUUAGCGAUCAGCAGUUAGCUGGUUUGGAAGCCAGGUUCGAAGUUCAGAGGUAUCUGAGCACACCGGAAAGAGUCGAACUAGCGGCAGCUUUGCAUUUGUCCGAGACCCAAGUGAAGACAUGGUUUCAAAAUCGGAGAAUGAAGCAUAAGAAACAAUUACGAAAGUUAAACACGAAUUCGAAUAGUAAUGGGAUUCAAUCGUCUGGUCAACAGUGCGGUUCUCAAUCCGGUUCAGUGACAUCUCCAGCAGAACGACCUGUGGACUUCUCGCUGAGCAGCGGCGGUGCUGGUGGUGGUCGAGAGUCUCGAGGAAGUAGCGAUGCUGCUAUGGACUCCGAUGAAGAUGAAAUUGAUAUUCUUGGCGAAGACGAGGAACCUUCACCUUCGAGGAGCGUUGGAAGUUUACAUCUGCCAAAACGUAGUUCUUCGACACCCUCCUUUCAUCAAACAACGCAUCCGCAUCCGGUUACCCUAUCGCAUCAAUCAUCACACCAACAACAUCAGCACGGCGUUCAACGUCAGCAGCAUCGCUGAGAAUUCAAGGACGAAAGAUUCUCCUCGAGGAACACUAUCUUCCAACUAGAGAACUCUUCUUCUUCUUCUUCUACUUCUUCCUCCUCUUCUUCUUAUUCUUCUUCUACUUCAACAUCUUCUUUCGAUCCUUCAGCUUCUUCGUCCUAGCUCGAAGACGAAAUGGUACCAACAUCGAGAGAGAGAGAGAGAGAGAGAGAGAGAGAGAGAGAGAGAGAGAGAGAGAGAAAGAGAAAGAGAGAAAGAGAGAGAAAGAGAGAGAGAGAGAGAGAGAGAGAAAGAGAAAGAAAGAGAAAGAGAGAAAGAAAGAAAGAGAAAGAGAAAGAGAAAGAGAAAGAGAAAAAGAGUCUUUCUAUGAUGACGAACUUGAUAAUUUCGAGAGGGUAGUGUUUCUUCGAGGAAGUGAAAUCGGUUCGAGACGUGCUAUCGGAAUCUUUCCGUUCGAUAUAAUAAUGCACGUAAUAACAAAGCUGACCGUGUGCGCGAAUAUAUCUGAUAGAAUUAAUCGAUCAUUUUCGUAGCCGCAAGCAUGAAUUUACCUGAACCUUUCUCGAAAUCAGUAGGAAUAAUCACGGAUAGAAUAAUUAAAGUAUUACGCGAUCAUUAACCGUUGUCGUCGCGCGGGUGAGGGUGAGAAUGAAAGAAUUUGUGCCAUCUGGAAAGGAAUUACGAAAGUGACCGGACACAAUAGAGAGAGAAGUGUGUUCGGAUAAUGAUAAAAGGCAACGGGUUUGAUUUGGAUUCAAUGGGUGAGAAGUAAACGCUGGAAAAUGACUCGCUGAUCGAGCUUACGCGACACUUUUUAUAGGCAAAGUGCAAGUAAUAAAGCUAGUCUCUCGUGUCACUUUUUAUAGCGAAGUGUAAAGUUAGCCUGCGGUUCUCGUUGGAAUUAAAAUGUCGUACUAUGACGCUGAUCCUGUGUCUUCAUUUAAUCAUACCCAAUCGUUAGUUAUUAUCAUAUUUUUAUAAUUCAUUAAAAUAACAUUGUCACAUAUUAUUUGAAUUAUUUUAAUUGUUACCGUUUGCACGAAAGAUUUAAACUUAUUUGAAAAGACCCAUUAAUAUUUCACGGUGUCUUAGGUGAGGAAUGACGGAACAUUAGCAACCUGCUAAUUGCCUGACAUUUCCUUCCUAUCAUUCAAGACAUUUUCUAGCCUUAACGAUUACAAGGCGAACGCAAAUGACGCCACUACGUCGUAGUUCAUAAAGUAUCAAAGGAAAUAAAAUUAACGAUAAGACGACGCAAGCCCAUUUAAUAAAAAAGGUGAGUGUGCAUGGGUGUAGAUUUAGCAGCUUAACAAAAGUCCAACGAAAAGGAGAGAGAGAGAGAGAGAGAGAGAGAAAGAGAGAAGGUGAGAUAGAGAAAGAGCGAAAGAGAGGGGGAGAGAGAAAGAGAGGGGGAGAGAGAGAGAGUUGCGGUCUCGGAAAAGUUACUUUCUCGAGAUUCUAUUGGAAAUCUAAUUUACGGAGGACUCUCUCUUUCCCCCCCUCUCUCUCUCUCUCUCUCUUUGAUGAAAGACACGUAGCGAAAGGAACCUUACCAACUUUUAGUCAGAUUUUUAAAUAAUAAAUUAUCCUGUCAGAAAUAUUAUCACCUUUCUUAAUAGUUUUUCAAUCAUAAGAUUUGCAAAUGGUUUUCAAGAAUCAUUAUAAAAAUCAUCAUCGAUACGAAAAUACCCACUACCUGUUGCAGGACAACAUUAGAUUCGGUUAGGUGAAUACGACUAGGAAAAAGAAGUGGUAGGGAUGUCCUGGCACGUAGAUAGGACAAGCCGUUGGUUAUAAGAAGAGGAUGAGAAUAUAGGCGGAGCCUGUGGGAUACGCCGUGCUUCCAGUUCGGCUGAAUCCUAAUACCCAGAUAAUGGGAAGUAAUUGCAAGGGAUCAGAGCGAGCAGCUACUCUCUCUCUCUCUCUCUCGCUCUCUCUCUCUCUCUCGCUGUCUCUCUCUCUCUCUCUCUCUCUCUUUCUCUCUUGGUUUAGGGUUUUCUGUAUGUAUAGAGCAAUGAAGUACGUGUGUCUGUGUGUGUGUGUGUAUGUGUGUGAGAGAGAGAGAGAGAGAGAAGAACAUAGUGGCACUGUCGACUACUCCUUUUCACCCCUCUUGUUCAGCCUCGACCCUUCAUCCCACUGGGCCCACGACAAACGUACGAAGUGGAGGAUAGACUAAGCUUGGAGAGAUAAAGAUAGAGAGGAAUGAAGAGGAACGUAAUCGCGUUAUCGGACAAAAUCACGAAGCAUGUUCUCGAAUACACUUCGGAUGAUACUACUCUCGAUAUUCUCCGCGUUACGUCGUACCCUCUACGUGAUCUCGGUAACGAUUCGUGGUAAAUACAUAAUAUACAUACAUAAGCGUUUAUAAAAGUUUCGUUAAUUCGUUGCUUUUACUAUGUUAAUAGAUGUAAUUAAACGAGAUAUAGAACUUUCAAAAAUUAUAUUGACGCUAAUGUUGAAAAGACAAAGCUGUUUAUUCGAAAACUAGUAAAAAAGAAAAAAAAGAAAAAAGUGAAGGAAAUAAAAGAAUUUGUAGAAAAGAACAUUCUCAUAAAUUGUUAUAGUCACGUUGAAUCCAAUACGAUUAGAAGUUAAUAAAAGGUAGUAAUUACUUUAACUUGUUUUCAAAUUUUACUAAUCAAUACUCAUUGUAAAAAUGUUCAUGGAUACGGAUACGGAAACAAUAUCGAACUCAACAAAUUACGAAUGUAUUACAGGAUUCAAGAUUACCUUUUUUAAUCUUUGCAAUUUUAUAUUCAGCAAAGCGUGUCAGAAAAGAAUAAAAUAGACGAGCUAAAGAAGCGAAAGAAAGAAAAAGAGAGAAAGGGAGAGAGAGAGAGAGAGAGAGAGAGAGAGAGAAAGAGAGAGAGAGAGAGAGAGAGAGAAAGAGAAAGAGAAAGAAUAGGAGCCAGCGGGGUACCUUAGCAGGUAGCUUAUAAAGUAAUAGGAUCUCGGGUGCCAUUUAUGACAUUUAUUACAUUCUGUUAAGACGUCUAUUAUUACGGUACGUAAAUAAAGGGGAAAGAUAGGCGAAUAAAAAGAGAGAGAGACGGAUAGAGAGGGACAGACAGAGAGAAAAAGAGAGAGUAUGGGAGAAGAAUUGUCGAGUCUCCCCAAGAGUAGAAGCGUCGGAGCGGAAUGCGGCGAAAAUAAUGAAAUAAAGGACAAUGAAGUGGCAGGUACAAUAGCCAAUACGGUCGGGGAUGAACGAGGCCUUACGCGGCCUUCGGCCAGGGUGCCAACGACGGACGGUUGGCAACCAGUGUGGGUGUGUUGGGGUUGGGAAGUUGAGUGGGAGGAGGUUGCGCGCGCGAGGACCUCAGUAAAGAGAGGACGAGAGAGAGAGAGAGAGAGAGAGAGAGAGAGAAAGAGAGAGAGAGAGAGAGAAAGAGAGGAUGAAUGUGAGAAGAGGAGAGCUGGACGUCGAGGACGAGGUUGAGGCGGGAUAGUUGCGUCGAGCAGGCUAAAUGCAGUGGGCGUGUUCCCAUUACUUUCAUUAUUUUCCGUCGGAGGGGUUCGGUACCGAUAUGCGUGGGUUCCGGGGUACGUGUAAUGCAUUCACCUACGAGUUUAACCCCUGACUCGUGUAGGUGACUAUCUCUCUAUCUCUCUUUAUCUCCCUCCCUCUCUCUCUUUCUUUCUCUUUAUCUUCCUCUAUCUCUCUCUCUCUCUCUCUCUCUCUCUCUCUCUCUGUCCUCACCAGCCCUCCCUCCUCUCACUUUCACCCCUUCGCGCUGCUUUUCGACGUCACCUCCUCUGUAGUCCGUACAUAAAACGUCGAGUAGCGGCGCGCACAUCACACGAGAAGAUCGAAAAGGGGCCGAAUAUUAAACGUACGGACGCCCGACGACGAGCGUCGAGCGGCGUAAUCAUAUCAAACGAAAUUACUGUCACGCAUUCUCUAUCUAUCUACCUAUCUUCCUCUCUCUCUCUCUCUCUCUCUCUCUCUCUCUCUUCUCUUUCUCUCCUAUCUCUAUCUCUAUUACUCUUUCAGAGUAAGAACAUGAAUACGUGAGCACGUACAUAUGUAUGUACCUACAUGGGCUUCUUUGUUGGUUCUCUCUUUGUCAAAUGGCACGUAAGCGGAGUAACGAACCAUAUGGUGGCACCAGUAUCGCUUUAAGAGAUCACUUACAUUUGAUCGUUGAUUUUAGAUCACUUGAUAUAUUAUAUUUUCUUUUUUCUUACUAUAUUAUAGAAUUUCGUUAAAAUCUUAAUGUCAUAUAAGAUUACUUACUUGGAAAAUAAUGAUGAAUACAAUUCUCAAAUAGAAAUAUGUUAAAUAGUGACAAUGAACAAUAUGGAUUUUUAUAUAAUUCAUGAAGAAUAAAAACGUAGCAGGGUUAAUUCGAAAGUGAGAUUUCGAGUAGGAAGAAUUGGAUGGGUAGUAGGCUAUGGUAUAACGUCCUCGCGAAUCGAAAUGUCAAGCUAAAGAGCGCUAAAGAGGCUCAGGCGCAUCGUGUUCGAUGAACGGAGUUCGGCCGUUAGGCUAACAAGCUGUCAAGACGUCGCCGCGUGUCAAUCCGCAGCUCUGCGACCGACCGACCAACCCUCGAGAUAAAUCCACCCUUGAGUACUCUUCUAUCCACAGAAAAUCCUACCGGAUCUACUCUCACCGUUCAGUCGUCUUUUCUGUGUCUUCUAUUGAAUAUCAGCGAAUUUGUAGAAAAACAAACUAUUUCAUCUCACGAUUAUCUUUGAUUUCAAUGUUUAUGUUACGAUUUCUUCUAUAAAAGAAAAAAAGUUAUAAUAUUAUCUAAUAUCAAAACUGAAGAGAAAGAGAAAGCGAGCGAGCAAGCGAUAGAGAGAGAGAAAGAGAGAGAGAGAGAG
Molecule: messenger RNA, 6495 nt
Organism: Vespa velutina
Lineage: Eukaryota; Metazoa; Arthropoda; Insecta; Hymenoptera; Vespidae
Gene: bsh
Product: brain-specific homeobox protein homolog
Exons: 4
Coding region: 799-1677 (292 amino acids)
Biological process (GO): regulation of DNA-templated transcription
Molecular function (GO): DNA binding; DNA-binding transcription factor activity, RNA polymerase II-specific
Source: RefSeq, a predicted model, not a curated record